Messenger RNA from Penicillium crustosum, 480 nucleotides. Its product is annotated as ankyrin repeat domain-containing protein. The coding region runs from base 1 to 480 and encodes 159 amino acids. The record is from RefSeq and is a predicted model, not a curated record. Lineage: Eukaryota; Fungi; Ascomycota; Eurotiomycetes; Eurotiales; Aspergillaceae. The transcript is spliced from 2 exons. Gene Ontology annotation, molecular function: protein binding.
AUGCCCAAAAUACCGAAUAAAUUGGGAGAUCCCGAGCAUGCUAAAAGGCCUUUUAAUGUCGUGCGGCAUGCUGACCUCUAUUUGGUGGAUGUCGUGUCCCGAGGCGUGGAUGUCGAGAUUCAAGACCCUGAGACGGGACGCACUGCUCUUUCGUUCGCGGUCGAGCUUGGCAAUCUUCAAAUGACCGAACUAUUUCUGAGAUACAGCGCCAAUGUAAACAUCCGCCAAUACAGCUUGACCAGGGGUCGUCUUGGUAAUGGUCCCCAGAUUAACACGAUAUGGGCUAGCGGCCGUUUCCCUCUACAUUGGGCAAUCGACAAAAGUAACAUCGCAAUCGUGGAACUUUUACUACAGCACCGCGCCAAUCCCAAUGCUGCAAACAGUUCUGGCCGAACUGCAUUACAAGAGGCUUGCUUCAGAAAUAGUCCGAAGAUGACCAAAAUGCUGUUAGAAGCGGCCGCAGAUGACGAUAUAUUAUAG